Molecule: messenger RNA, 5388 nt
Organism: Cladocopium goreaui
Lineage: Eukaryota; Dinophyceae; Suessiales; Symbiodiniaceae
Source: the annotation of a GenBank genome assembly
GUUGGACGCUUGUGGGCGUGCAGCUGAAAUCAUCUCCAAGAGUGGGGCGCUGGUGAGAUUUCAGUUGGUGACUUUGAUGCAACAUGUAAGUUGCUGUGACAACAGCAAGGGUGUGCAGCACGGAUUGCUCCAUGACAACUUUUUCCAGGAUUGUUGCGUGUUCACCGAUGUCCUGAAUUGCGUAGACUUGGGCUCUCGCAAAGCUCUUCUGGAAGCUGAAGGUGUGGAUGCAAUCCGAUCGAUCCUCGAGUCGUCCAAAUUUCAAGCUCGCGCAUUGUGGCAUGCCUUUGCUGGCACCCGGAUUGUGCUGUUGGAGAAUGUCUGUGGCGGGACCAUCCAAGAGUUGUCCUGCCGUGAAUUGGAAGAUGUCUUCCACCUGAUCAUUGGAGUCAGAAAAGGAGCAGGCCAUUUUCUGGACGAGCCCAACAACGUCUACAUGAUGAUCAGGGAGCUGGAAAAGGAACGCGCGCAACGGGUCACCAAGAAUCGCCCAAUGUCGGAAACAUUCGAGGGAAUGCUGAGCUUGGGCGACACGCAGCGGCUGGCGCAAGCUUGGGAACGCUUGGACCAGGACCCAGAGCUCAAAGAUCGUCAAGAUUUGCACUGCGCUGUUCCGGAGCAAAAUGUCGAGAGGAUGAAAGGCACCAACAAAAUGAGGACUGACCGAAUGGAAUGGGAGCAUUGGCCAGAUUUGCACGAGCGCGUUGGCAACACUCAACAUUUGCCACAGAGUGGCAUGGUCCUUCUCUCCGCUUUGGCAACGAUCGAGUUCAUUGAGUCUCCAAUGCCAUCACUGUCUGACAGCACAGUGGUGGUUUCAGAUUACCGGUUUCUAUGCCAGCUGAAACUCGACGAAGAGUUCGAGGCAAAGUUUCUGCGGAACACGAAGACCUUGAGUCUUGACUGCAUUGAAAAUGGAGAUGCUGCUGCUGGGCCCCGCCCGCUUUCAGAUUAUUUCGAAUGGGAGAUUGUGGCCUCACCGGAGACGUGGCUGAAGGAUCCUAAUGCCACUGUGCCGGACUAUCGCGAGAUCACCGUCAAGAAAAUGGAGCCGGCCAAGGUGAAAAAGGAAUUGGAGAACUUUGCUUCUUUGGUGACUGUGUUCGGGCAUAGAUCCAGUAUCGUGAAGGAAUGUGGGCCGUAUGCAUCUUGGAAAGCACGCCUGCCGCCAACCAUUUUGGAGGAAUUGAUGAAAUUCUCAGGCUGGGAACGUUCUUGCGAACAAUGUUGUUUUCUCAUCUCCAUGCCUGGAGAAAACGAUCCAUUGGAGAUUGCAGAUGACCAUGCAGCAUUCCAAGACAAGUCCUACCAGGCUCAAUGUGCUAUUGACCUGCUUCGGCACUGGGACCUGGAAGACCAAAAGUACCAGGACAUGGACAUGGCAAGCUUGCGCGUGAGAAGAUUGAACAAGAUGGUUAACGCAGAACAGCAGCCUGAGCAGCAAAACGCACCCGAGCAAGCAGAACAGCAGCUGGAGCAGCAAAGCGCACCCAAGCAAGCAGAACAGCAGGCUGACCAGCAAAGCGCACCCAAGCAAGCAGAACAGCAGCCUAACAAGCAAACUGAUGCACAGCCAGCAGAGCAUCAAGACGCGCAGAUGCAAGCUGAACAACAGGCUGCCAAGCAAACUGAUGCACAGCCAACAGAGCAUCAAGACACACAGAUGCAAGCUGAACAACAGACUGACAAGCAAACUGAUGCACAGCCAACAGAGCAUCAAGACACACAGAUUCACGCAGAACAGCAGCCUGACAAGCAAACUGAUGCACAGCCAACAGAGCAUCAAGACACACAGAUCCACGCAGAACAGCAGCCUGACAAGCAAACUGAUGCACAGCCAACAGAGCAUCAAGACACACAGAUCCACGCAGAACAGCAGCCUGACAAGCAAACUGAUGCACAGCCAGCAGAGCAUCAAGACGCACAGAUCCACGCAGAACAGCAGCCUGACAAGCAAACUGAUGCACAGCCAGCAGAGCAUCAAGACGCACAGAUGCAAGCUGAACAAGUAGCUGACAAGCAAACUGAUGAACAUCUAAAGCAGCAUCAGCAAGGACAGAAGCAAGCCGAGGAACAGCCAAGCCAGCCUACGCAGCAAGAGAACACAGAGACAACAGGCAAGGACAGCUUGAAUUUAGCUUGGCGGGCUGAAGUGUCUGCAGAGCAACUAGGGGAACUUGACGCUCUCUCUGGGUGGGACCGGAAAGAUGGGCACUUCGUCGUUGAGAUGCCUGCCAGCUUCGAACCACUGAAGGUUCAAGAUUCAGCCACCCGGUUCGCAAUGGGGACUUCCGGAGAGCACCAGGGGACAUGUCUUCCGCACUAUGCAGAUUGCUGCGGAAGUCACGAUGGUUCUUCUCCGCAAGAGGAAUUGGGAGCAGAGUAUGGUAAACCCAAUGACUUUGAAAGAGCUCUGCGAAAGAGCACAUUUCUUUGGAGUGAAGGUCAAAAUCAGCUUCAGGAUGACGAAAAAAACGCAGCGGGCUUUGCUGGUGACUCCCAACCUUCAGCCGAAGCAUGUGAGGAACAAGUUUUGUCAAGUCUUGUCAAAGCACCAGGAUCUUCCGAAGCAAGCAAGCCGUGCACGCAGGAUGUCCCAGAACAACCAGCUCCUGCUGGAAGCUCCAUCCCGAGUAGUGGAAAGAACCUAGAUCAAGGUGAUAAGCAACAUGAUGAUUUGACGCAACAGCAUGCCAAGGAAGCUUUGAAACCGAAAGCUGGCCUGCAGGGUAGUGUUCGCGACCGCUUCAUGCAAUGUGAUUUGGUGGUGCCAUCUGUUGCUCUAAACAAGUUCAAGCAACUCUCAUCAGCAGAGUUCCUCAUGACCAAAUAUGUUGCCAUUCUCGGCAAGAAUAAGUGCCGAAUGUACAAAACCGAGAAGGAUCGUCUUUGUUGUAUGGUAAUGGGUGACUUGAUUUCCGACCCGGACGAUUUUUGGGUUCAUGUCUCUAUGCAGCUCAAGAACAACUUUAUUGGUGGUGUGGUUGUCUUUGAUAACUAUGAAGGAGACAUCAGUCAGGUUCUGGCAAACAUGCCUGCUGAGCUGAACCCGGGCCAAUCGAGUUUGCAUGAUUCUCCCACCAGGGUCCACGUGUUCGUCCUGCCGGCAGAGUCUGCUUUGAGCAGCAAUUCAGAUUUCUCUGAUCCGAACUUCGCAAACAUUGAGAUCAUGUCUCUGACACUGGACGAUAAGAGACUUUCGGAGGAAGAUUCUGAUCUUCUACAAUGGAAACGGAAAAGGUUGGAUGAGCGGGUGGAAGAAGAUGAGGAAGUGCUGAAGCAAAAGAAAGCCUUGAGGGAUGAAGCCGCGACGUCCUUGGAAUUUUGGGAAAAGAUUCUUCAUUUCAUCUCGGCCUUGGAGACUCAUGGAAGCAAAAAGGCUCCGGACAUUUCUUGGGCCCAGUACUUUCAUGGAGCAUUUGGCCCAGAUGGACCUCCCACAGAAGUUGGAAUCCCGAUGGUGUUCCACCAGGCACUUGACUUUCCAGCAUGCUUGAUGGCAGUGACCGAUGAAAUCAAUCACUUCAAGAGAAGCAAGGAGAACGCCCAUGGCAUUGCUUCAAAGAUCGAGAACAGGCUUGACAAGUUCAAGGAAAAAUCUGAAAAGAGAGAACAGCUGGAAGAAGAAAGGUUGGACAAGCUCUUCGAUCAAGACAGGCCAAAAGGAUUGACAGCAAAGCAAAAGAAGGAUUUCGAGAAGGAGAAGGACGAUGCCCGCAAGGUUUUGAAGGACAACGUCUUGAAAAAGUGCAAGGAGGAGUUCCCCCAGAUCGUUGGCAACUGCCAGGUGUGGAAAUGGGCCAAGCAAGCAGAAAGAGAAAAAUGGGAUGAUCUCCCAGAGGCAGACAAAACGAGAAGGUUGGAAGUGCCGAAUGCUUGGCGAAAAAAGAUGAGUCUUUCCAUGAAGGGGAAAAUACUUGGAGGAAUUGUUCCUCUUGAGAUCCAGUACGAGCUGGACAAGAUCGUGGCAGCACACGUGGUGGGAGAAUCUGAGAUAACAGAGCGCAAAGAAGUGGAAACCACAGCCAAUGUCAUGAUCCGCAAGUGGAACGAAGGUCUCCAGGAAGCCAGGGAUGCGGUUGAGAAGUACAACAAUGAACUCAUUCAGAUGCACAAGGAGAAGAAGAUCACGGCAAGGGAUGUUGCGAAAAGACGCUUGAAAUAUCCAACCAAAGUGGAUGAAGUGAGCGAAAGGUGUGCUUCCUGCGCAAUUCCUUCGAGAGUGGAACGAUGGCCAUAUUGGCGUUUCCUACCUGACGACAUCAGGCUCUCGCUCACACGAGAGAGCCGCGCCGCUAUCAUCUGCGAUGCGUGGACAGGUAGCUUCAGCCAAGCUCGGGGGGAAGGACAAGUCGAGAUCCAGGUGCCUCACUGGAAGGAUAUCAUCCAGAUCAGCUUUCAUGCCUGGAUGUCGCUUGGUCGCCGGGUCUUCCAGUCGGCAUGGAUAGCGUGUGGGUAUGCCACUUGGGAUGACAUGCCAAAGGACGUGUCCGAAAAUCCCAUUUCCGUUCAAGAUGCACGUCAGGACCAGAAUGAUGAGUGGAAGGCCCUUCCCUAUGAGGCCGCUGGUGCCGUUGCCCGGUCUCUCAUGAGGCAUUGCCACACUUUGUCGGAGUUGAGGAAAUCCAAAGCCCUCUUGUUGGAAAAAGACCCGCAGAAGAAAAAGGCAGCGACGCAGAAAGUCUGCGUCAAGGUUGAUUCCAUGCUUCAUGUUGACAAAUACAUGGUCUUCAACCCCCGGACUGGCCAGAUGGCUACAGAGGCAUGGCUAUCCGACCACAUCCAGGUGGUGGAGGGAAAACCAGAGUUCAAGAGGAAACGAAAGAAUGACAUUGGCCCAAAGAUUGUGACUUUGGGGAUCAAGGUACUAGAGAACACGGUAGACUUGACACUUGACCUAUCCCAUGGCGACAUGGGAGCCAGGCCCAUCAGAUGCUUUGAUCUGCGGGAUUCCAAGCCCCAGGGUGAUCUGCAGUAUUUAUCUACUGGGUUUGGUCAUUUAGGUGAAGAUUCGUUGGAGGAUGAAAGCGACGUUGAGAACUGGGUCGACUUUGAUGAGGUUGACUUUGAACAUGGUUCCCAAAAGGAUGAAAAUGAUUUUGAUGAUGAGAUUCCCCAAGAUGACCUGGGUAUCGAAGGUGAAACGCGUUUCCAGAAGCAGGACAACAAUGACUCUGCCCUUUCCGAAGCAGAGACUAUCCUUUUCGACGCAGAGAAUUCUCAGAAGAUUCCCUUGGAAGCUGCGAUUGAGGGUUUCGCAGGCAGUGACUUCGAGAAUGUGGAUCAUGAUGAGUGGGACGACUCGUAUGAAGUUGUGACCGAAACCAACAUGGAAGACAAAAUGAUGAAGCUUACCCUGCCAAGCACGGUAGCGGUCUUAGCCACCGA